AUGACCCAAGGAUAUCACAAAGUGGAAUUCAUAUUCGCUGCAAAGCGUAAAAGGGUUGACCCGGAUAAGGGUCAAAGCACUGCCACAUGGCCUCAAUCUAGAGUAUCCUUUUCGAUAUCGAGGGUCACUUACGCUGGGGGUACAAGUGUUCCCUAA
Funneliformis caledonium is the source of this 156-nucleotide messenger RNA. Lineage: Eukaryota; Fungi; Glomeromycota; Glomeromycetes; Glomerales; Glomeraceae. The record is from the annotation of a GenBank genome assembly.